This is a messenger RNA of Apiotrichum porosum, 1407 nucleotides long. RefSeq names its product fumarase fum1 (gene FUM1). The transcript is spliced from 8 exons. Lineage: Eukaryota; Fungi; Basidiomycota; Tremellomycetes; Trichosporonales; Trichosporonaceae. Gene Ontology annotation, molecular function: fumarate hydratase activity. Gene Ontology annotation, biological process: malate metabolic process; fumarate metabolic process; tricarboxylic acid cycle. Bases 1 to 1407 code for a protein of 468 amino acids. The record is from RefSeq and is a predicted model, not a curated record. Gene Ontology annotation, cellular component: mitochondrion; tricarboxylic acid cycle heteromeric enzyme complex.
AUGGCCGAGCAGAAGUACCGUGAGGAGAAGGACACCUUCGGUCCCCUCAAGGUCCCCGCCAACCGCUACUGGGGUGCCCAGACCCAGCGUUCGCUCCAGAACUUUGACAUUGGUGGCCCCACCGAGCGCAUGCCCGAGCCCCUCAUCAAGGCUUUCGGUGUCCUCAAGAAGGCCGCUGCCCAGGUCAACCAGACCUACGGCCUUGACGCCGCUGUUGCCGAGAACAUUGGCAAGGCUGCCGACGAGGUCAUCUCGGGCAAGCUCAUCGAGGAGUUCCCCCUUGUUGUCUGGCAGACUGGCUCGGGCACCCAGACCAACAUGAACGUCAACGAGGUCAUCUCGAACCGUGCUAUUGAGUUGAUGGGUGGCCAGCUUGGCUCCAAGACCCCCGUCCACCCCAACGACCACGUCAACAUGUCGCAGUCGUCGAACGACACCUUCCCCACUGCCAUGCACGUUGCUGCCGUUGUUGAGAUCCGCUCGCGCCUCCUCCCCGCUCUCCGUGAGCUCCACGAGGCCCUCGCUGCCAAGCAGGCCGCGUUCCAGGACAUCAUCAAGAUUGGCCGUACCCACCUCCAGGACGCCACUCCCCUCACCCUCGGCCAGGAGUUCUCGGGCUACGUGACCCAGCUUGAGCGCGGCAUUGUCCGUGUUGAGACCACCCUCAAGCACCUCUCGCAGCUCGCCCAGGGCGGUACCGCCGUCGGCACUGGCCUCAACACCCGCGCCGGCUUUGACGUCAAGGUCGCCGCCGCCAUCUCCAACAUUACCGGCUUCCCCUUCGAGACCAACCCCAACAAGUUUGAGGCCCUCGCUGCCCACGACGCCAUCGUCGAGGCUUCCGGUGCCCUCAACGUCGUUGCCGUCUCGCUCAUGAAGAUUGCCAACGACAUCCGUUACCUCGGCUCGGGCCCCCGCUGCGGUCUUGGUGAGCUCGAGCUCCCCGAGAACGAGCCCGGAUCGUCGAUCAUGCCCGGCAAGGUCAACCCCACCCAGUGUGAGGCCCUCACCAUGGUCGCUGCCCAGGUUAUGGGUAACAACACCACCAUCUCGGUCGCUGGCUCGUACGGCCAGUUCGAGCUCAACGUCUUCAAGCCCGUUCUCAUCAAGAACCUGCUCCAGUCGAUCCGUCUGCUUGCCGACGGCUCGCGCAGCUUCACCAAGAACUGCGUUGUUGGUAUCAAGGCCAACGAGCAGCGCAUCAACAAGAUUAUGAACGAGUCGCUUAUGCUGGCGACCUGCUUGAACAGCGUGCUUGGCUACGAUGACGUCGCCGCCAUUGCCAAGAACGCCCACAAGAAGGGUAUCACCCUCAAGGAGUCGGCGCUCGAGUCUGGCAAGAUCACCGCUGAGGAGUUUGACGCCCGUGUCCGCCCCGAGCUCAUGAUCGGCCCCGACGAGGCCUAA